AUGGUGGAGUAUUGGACUCUAGACAAGUUUGAAAUAGGAAGGUUGCUGGGGCGAGGUAAGUUUGGGCAGGUGUGGCUUGCAAAGGAGAGGGAAAAGGGAUUCAUAGUUGCCCUGAAAAUUAUUCCAAUCAAGGAGAUCCAAACGGUUGAGACUGCGAGGCAGAUCCGAAGAGAGAUAGAAAUACACACCAACUUGAAGCAUCCCAACAUUCUGAGAAUGUAUGGGCACUUCCACGACAAGGACAACAUAUACUUGAUACUAGAGUACGCAGGAAAGGGUGAGUUCUUUAAGUUUCUCAGUGAAAAGGGAGGCAAGUUCAGUGAAAAAGAGGCCUCUCAGUACAUAAGACAGGUGAUACUUGCACUGAUUUACAUGAAGGAGUGUAAUGUUAUACACCGAGAUAUAAAACCAGAAAAUCUACUGCUUGGGUCGGACAGCCAACUAAAGAUAGCAGACUUCGGAUGGGCUGUCUACAAUGCAGACAAGAGGCGAAUGACCUUUUGCGGCACGAUGGAGUACCUUGCUCCAGAGAUGGUCAAUAACGACAUACACGACUCUGGCAUUGAUCUGUGGUGCUUAGGGAUCCUGACAUAUGAGUUCCUUAUAGGAAAAACACCGUUUGAAAGUAAGAAUAGGAACAUGAGAGAAGCAUAUAAAAGAAUCAAUUCAUUGAAGUAUUCAAUUCCAGAAACAAUCAGCUCCAAUGCUUCUGACUUUAUUUCCAGGCUCCUUGUGCUGAAUCCAAACGAUAGGAUGGAGCUUACAGAGGCCUUGAACCAUCCAUUCAUUGUAAAACACCACGGAAGACCCAAUAACUGA
This is a messenger RNA of Encephalitozoon hellem ATCC 50504, 819 nucleotides long. RefSeq names its product serine/threonine protein kinase. The record is from RefSeq and is a predicted model, not a curated record. Lineage: Eukaryota; Fungi; Microsporidia; Unikaryonidae. Gene Ontology annotation, molecular function: ATP binding; protein kinase activity. Gene Ontology annotation, biological process: regulation of cytokinesis; mitotic spindle organization; protein phosphorylation. The coding region runs from base 1 to 819 and encodes 272 amino acids. The transcript has a single exon. Gene Ontology annotation, cellular component: spindle midzone; spindle pole centrosome; chromosome passenger complex.